Molecule: messenger RNA, 5222 nt
Organism: Strongylocentrotus purpuratus (purple sea urchin)
Lineage: Eukaryota; Metazoa; Echinodermata; Echinoidea; Camarodonta; Strongylocentrotidae
Product: protein mono-ADP-ribosyltransferase PARP4
Exons: 28
Coding region: 324-4091 (1255 amino acids)
Molecular function (GO): NAD+ poly-ADP-ribosyltransferase activity
Source: RefSeq, a predicted model, not a curated record
UGCCAGCACUUUUCUGUACGUGGACUAUAUACAGUAGCCUACAUAGAGUUUCUGAUUUCACAAGCAUACGGAUGUGUACGUAAAGUACUCAUUAUUGUCUCUGCAGUAAUGUAUCAAGCACAUCGCCAAGCAGAAAGGGGGCAAUUUCUCUUCGCCUGCAUGAUAUGAAAUAUUAUAUGUUCGUGAAAAUAUUAGAUCUGAAUCGAGGUUCAUUAAUUUAUAACCGGCCACUGUGCAGUGUAUGAUUGUUUCGUUCGGUCGUCGUCUGCUGUGCCUAGAUGGCUAUUGUCGACAAAGUGUAACGUCGAUACUAGACCAUCAACAUGGCGACGUCAAUCAAAAAUAUGCCCUGGAUCGACGAACCAGUCAUCGUACCAGUGCAGGAACAGUUGGUCAAGGCAGCAGUUCUUCAAGAAACGCAUGCUGCUGCCCCCGGAAAUGCUCGUGUCUUCUCCGUUGAGAUACAAAGAAACAUUACACCAUCCAAAUUGACAUCAUCAUCAUCAACAUCAGGUGAUCAAACCGAUGGAAAUGAAACUUCUAAAAUAAAAGACUUUCCCUUUAAAGUGGUGACCCAUUUGACGUCAACAGGAACAGCAACGGAUGAAGAGAGCGGUGAUCGAGAAUGCCACUAUGCAUCUACGGCCGAGGAGGCUUUGCAGAUCUAUGAUGAUCUUUACAAGCAACACACUUCAUCUGGAGAUGGUAGGGCAUCCAUGGCACCAGUCUCAUCUGUCAAUAACUCGCGAUGGAUUGGUUCAGAAGCACUGAGAAAGACCCUUCUGUACCGAGAAACCUACUCACCUACACAGGGUUUAUCACCAGAGGUGGCCAAAUUGGUGGACAAUGUUUGGAAGGAAGCGAUGGGGAAACUCAAAGAACAUCUAGCGGUCCCUGUGGCAUCAAUUCUUCCUGGACAAGUUGCAAAGGCAGAAGCUGUUCUUUAUCAGAUGUGGAAUAUCUUACAGAAGAGGAAAAGCAAACAUCAAGGUGACGAAUAUGACGAAUAUGAUGAAUACGACGACGAAAUAUCGGAUGCUGAAAUAGAGACUCUUCAGGAAGAGUUUUACGCCCUCAUUCCUCAUCACGAUUACAUGCAAUCUCCGAUCAGGCUGUUGAGCAAAGUCGCAACAAAGCUAGACCUAUGUCAGAUGAUUCGAGAUGCAGUAUACAUCAGCGAGGAGACGGGAUGGCAGAAACGACCCACACCUGAAGCCAAGUACAGAGCUCUACGAUGUUACAUCCAACAUCUACCACUCGAUCAUCCAGAGUAUGAGAAGAUCAAAAGACUAGUCCAAUCAACUAUGUCUAAUGAGAUGAAAGUAAACACCUUCCGGAUCUACGCAGUUAGUAGACCCCCUGACGAAGAGGGUUACCUUCACGACAUUGGCAAUGAUACACUACUCUUUCACGCCACCAAGCCGAACAACGUACUUGGGAUCUUAUCCAGGGGUCUCCUAAUGCCCAAGGUUGUGGUGGAAAUGUUUAACGGACAACGCCGUGACGAGGGGCUACUUGGUCCAGGUCUAUACUUUGGUGAUCGAACAAGCACAUGCAUUCAGUACACAAAGAACGGAUACUUCUCUCAGACGAGGAUGAUGCUUGUCAUCAGGGUCGCUCUCGGAUCCACUCAAGACUACUAUGAAUUCAACACAAAGAUGCAACAGGCACCCGAAGGCUUCGAGAGCACACAUGGUGUUCGUGCUUCAGAAAACAAGCCUUCAGAGUUCAAGGAAGACGAAUUUGUUGUUUAUUCGACCAAGCAACAAUGCAUUCGUUAUCUCGUCGAGUUCAGCAUUGAUGGCGAUGAUGAUGUGGUCGAUGGCUACGCCUAUGAUGAGGAGGAUGACGACGAAGAUGACGUGGUGGGCAACGUAGGAGAAACAAAAGAAACCUCCGACAAAAUUGAUCUGGCCGACGUACAGUGCUGUCAGGACCCUGUCAGCAGGACAGCCGCAGGUCUAGUUGUAGCCAACAGCAGAGAGGGCGUCAUACUUGAAGAAGUUCAUGUCAGAGGCCACAUCACUGAUCUUGCAGCGAAGAUCACAGUUCUACAAGUUUACCAGAGCCAGAUUUCAGAGACGAACAUUCGAGAAGCUCGCUACGUGUUUCCUUUGGACGAGAAGGCAGCUGUAUGUGGCUUUGAAGCAUUCAUCAACGACAAACAUGUAGUGGGUACGGUGAAGACCAAAGAGAUAGCACAGAAAGAAUAUCAGGAGGCUGUACGAGAGGGUCAUGGAGCCUACCUGAUGCAAGAAGAAGCUUCCAACGUGUUUUCGGUGAGCAUCGGCAAUCUCCCUCCUCGUGCAAGAGUGGUCAUCAAGAUAACAUACGUCACUGAAUUGGCAGAAGAGGAGGGGGGCAAGAUGGCUUUCUAUCUUCUGGGAAGCGUUGCUCCUUGGUUACAAGAAGAAAUUCGCGGUACAAAGCUUACAGAGGAAACUCAGGCAUUGACGGGAGUUGCAUCAAAUGAGACCGAAAGGAAGGAGUCUCUUCAGAUAACCAUGGAGAUGCUAUCAAAUAUCUCAUUAGUUGAAUCACCGACUCAUGUGAUCAAAGUAAAGCGGAAGGAGAUGAAGGCUACCGUUACUUUGGGGGAUAGAGUCCAACUCGGUGAUGGUUUCCAGCUGCUCAUUAGCAUUAUCCAUCCUAACACACCAAGGUUCUGGACCGAGUUUGAUCCGUCAUGUGAAUCAUAUGCUAGUAUGGCGGUCUUCUACCCGACAAUCCAGUCCGAAUUGAUCGCUGAUCCUGAAGUAGUUCUCUUGUUGGACUGCUCGACUUCAAUGAAAGGAGAGCCUAAACAGGAUGCGAAAAAGAUUUGCAAAAUGAUUCUUCAGUCAUUACCAGAGAAAAGCCGUUUCAAUGUCAUCACCUUCGGCACAGAUUUCACCGAACUCUUUCCGACCGUUGAACCUGUCGGCCAACGUCAGCUUCUUGAAGCCUUAGAGUUCAUCGAAGGUGCCAGAUCAGUUGGCGGUAGCUCAGAAGCGUGGCGCCCUCUCCGGUCACUCUCGCUUCUACCCAUGAUGAAUUCGGCGCGAAACGUUCUCCUUGUAUCCGACGGUCAUCUCACCAACGAGAAACUCACUUUGGAAAUUGCCUCCAAGUAUAAGCACGUUAACAGAAUAUUCACGUGCGCUGUUAGCUCUGCUGGGAAUCGCCACAUACUUCGUGCCUUGGCUGAUGUCAGUGGAGGUGCCUUCGAGUCCUUCAGUCCAAAGACAAAAUCGAAGUGGGAAGGAAAGAUCGCUGCCCAAAUUGACCGUUGCCGCCAGCCGUCUGUGAGUUGUGUGAAGGCAACAUGGCAGACAGAGGAGAAUGCGGACCACAGAUCAGAAACCAAGGACCUGAUCCAGGUACCAGCUCAGACAUCAUCCGUCUUUACUGGAUCCAAGGUUCUCCUCUUCUCACUUGGACCAAAGGUCAAAGAGGUUCAACUCACUGUGGAGAUAGCUGGACAACGCUUAGAAGAAUCACUCAAAACGCCCAUCGAGUUUGAUGGAUCUUCUUUGACUCUCCAUCGUCUAGUAGGGAGAGCUCUCGUUCGUGAUUAUGACAUUGGAUCAUUUCAUCGAGAUCAUGUCUUUCAUGAGACCCGGAAGUAUGACCUCAAGAAUUAUCUUACUGACCUCAGUAUCCGGUUGUCAAUCAUCACACCUCUCACAAGCUUUAUAGCGAUCGAAAAACGGGAUAAGGAAACUCAACUGGAUACCUUCUCACCUGACGUUGACAAGUUACUAUCUAUGAUCACACGCGAUGAUCUCGAGUCUUUGCAUUGGAGUGAAGUUGUGUUGGAACGAGAGGGUCCUGCGGAGAGCAUUGUGGCAAGAAUCCUCAGGCAGGCAAAAGUUGCUCAGUCAAAUUUCUCCUACUCGUCAGCCGAGAAGUACUACAACAGCGCCUUCAACAUGGCUAAAGAAAACAUGUCAAACAUGCAAAGCCUCUUUCGGACAUGUUGCUUGGAAAUGUCAAAGUUCACAGUGCGGGUCAAAGGUGAUGCAGAGAAGGCAUUGCAAUGGAUUCAACCUGCUCUUACUGGUAAGAAUUCAAUAAUAAUUCAUGAUAAAACACUGGCUCUUCUUAAUUGAAGUUUAACAAACUCAUAUCAUUCUAAUUUUGUGAUAAAUAUAUAUAUACUUGAAUAAACAACGGAUAUAUAACUGAGUUUUCAUGUUCUUUGUGUAUGUGCAGUGUCUAUUUUUAACAUAUGAAAAUCCUUUGUUCAAGAUGUAUUUCUCUGAAACAAGUAGACUCGGUAUUUUACUACAAAAUGUUGAGUAGUAUUCUUUUAUCAUUAUUGAUAGUAACUGAACAGGAUCUGGAAGAAGAAGAUGAGGAGGAGAAGAAAGAAAUGAGACCGCUGGAUACAACUGCCCUAAACUUUUCUGAAUUACUCCAUGGCAUGAUUCGUGAAGGCAAACCUGAAACAGAACAACCUCUGCCUCGUGAUACAACAUUUAUCCAUCCAACUAGCAGCAUGUGGAAACCUGAAGCCAAAACGGAUAGUGGAAAAGCAGUAAAAUACGAGUCAGUAGGGCAAAACAAGGGGAAGAAGAAGAAAAAGAAGAGGAUGGAGGCCGCACGUGCUGACACAACCCCAUCUCAUGGUGCUUUAAGCAUGUCGAGUGAACCUGAAAAAGAGAGAUCCUUAGAACAAAUGCGGGCUAAACUUGCUGUGACAAUAGAGGAAUUACUGGAUCCAUCCAGGCAAGACACCCUUGACCAUCUCGAACAAAGAUCAAUGUCCAUCGAAGCGUCGGCCGAAUCUUUCAGUAGAUCUGCCAAAGUCAUGAAAAAGAAAUCACCGAUGAGUGCAUUGUUUGGUUGGAUGAGGGGAAAAGACAAAAAAGAAAAGCAAGAAGCAGCAAAGGAAACAAGGCGCGGCAAGAGUUUAAGCAUCAGAAGUAAACAAAAAUCGCGGGGCCCGAGAGCAGUAGCACGCGACCCAUCAAGGUCAUAUGGCAUGUCUGCCACAAGUAGACGUUCAAUGCUAACUGAGGAAAGAAAAAUAAGUGCACGCUUCAUGAUGGAAAGGGGUGCAGGUGAUGGAAUGCUGGCAGAAGCGCUUGAGGAUUAUUAUGAGAUAGAAGAAGGUGAUGAGAAGAUACCAGCACCUUACCCACCACUGCCACCACUACCACCAGGCGCUGCACCACCAUCACCACCCGGAGCUGCACCACCGCCAUCACCACCACCAGGCGCUGCACCACCACCACCCG